Molecule: messenger RNA, 2197 nt
Organism: Lactuca saligna
Lineage: Eukaryota; Viridiplantae; Streptophyta; Magnoliopsida; Asterales; Asteraceae
Source: the annotation of a GenBank genome assembly
GAUACUACACCCACCACCUAUAAAUACCACCCAGAUUUGCUUCUAGAGACUUGUUGCCUCGGUCUAAAAAAUGGGUAGCAACAGUAACACAAACACCGUCCAACCACCACCUCAAUACGCUCCCUACCGCCUCGUCAAAACCUUAACCGCCCACCAAUCCGCCGUCUCCUGCGUCAAAUUCUCCAACAGCGGCAAACUUCUCGCCUCCGCCUCCUUAGACAAAUCCCUCAUCCUCUGGAAUGCCGAAAACCUAACCCUAAUCUCCCGCCUCAACGGCCACACCGAAGGCGUCUCCGACCUCGCCUGGUCCUCCGACUCACACUACAUCUGCUCCGCCUCCGACGACAAAACCCUCCGCAUCUGGGACGCACGCGCCGCCGAAUGCGUCAAAACCCUACGCGGCCACACCGAUUUCGUCUUCUGUGUAAAUUUCAGCGUUCAUUCGAACCUCAUCGUCUCCGGAUCAUUCGAUGAGACGAUUAGGGUUUGGGACGUAAAAACAGGGAAGACUAAUCACGUAAUCAGAGCUCACUCGUUACCCGUGACCUCCGUGCAUUUCAACCGAGACGGAUCGCUGAUUGUUUCCGGCAGCCACGACGGUAGCUGUAAGAUUUGGGAUACCGCAACCGGAACCUGUUUGAAGACGCUCAUCGACGAUAAGGUUCCAGCGGUUUCUUUCACCAAAUUCUCACCUAAUGGAAAGUUUAUACUCGUCGCCACACUUGACGAUAAUCUGAAGCUCUGGAACUACUCAACUGGAAAGUUCUUGAAGAUGUAUACAGGUCAUGUAAACAAAAAGUAUUGCAUAACGCCUACGUUUUCUGUGACAAAUGGUAAAUACAUCGUGAGUGGUUCAGAGGACCAUUGUGUCUACAUUUGGGAUUUACAGGGGAAGAAUCUGCUUCAGAAACUAGAAGGGCAUACUGAUACGGUUAUUUCUGUAAAUUGCCACCCAACAGAGAACAUGAUUGCGUCUGCAGGGCUUCUUGGUGAUCGAACAAUUAGGAUAUGGGUUCAACCAAGUUAAGGAGGAAAUCUAAAGCUGUUUUGUUGUGUAUCUACUGUUACUUCUGUAUACCUAAUUCAAGACUUGUAAAAUGAGAUUAAUUAUGGUCAUUCUGGUUAGGAAAAAGAUUUCAGUAAUUUUACUUGAAAGUAGUUUACAAUUUACAUACCAAAAUCGACUCACUCGUGCCUGGCAUCAGUUGAUGAUGGUUUUUCAAGCAAAAGAUUAAGGACUGUUUCUUAAACCAAAUGUGUCUUCAACACCACUGGUGACCUUCUUCCUUCUCUCAGCAAUCAUUUCCUUAUAUGCCUGAAUGAACAAAAAGAAAGAAAGAAAAAAGCAUUUAAGACCUGAUAGUAUCAGCCACACUGUGAAAGAUGAAUGAUGAAAUGGUUCUAAGUUGUCCAUACUUCAUACCUUUGGGUAAGAAUAGAGAAAGAUGUACCACCAGGUGCAGAUUAAAGUGGAAGCAACUGAAGUGGCUAAGACGUUGUGCAAUAUUAGCCAGCUUCCACCAAUGAUGGAUGUUCCAGUGAGGGCAAUUGUCCAUGGUUGACACCUAAAACAAUAAAUUAAUAAGCAUUGAAUGAAUCAAUCUCAACCAUAAGGCCUAUUGAUUUUUAUCUAUGGAUCAUCAUGCACUUGUAGAUGUGGAAGGCUAAAAAUUUUCAAGUGUCAUUUAUACAAACAGCUAAACUUCAAUUCAAAAGACAAUAGCUGCAUGGGAGUGUACCAUAGAUACUAAAAAAGCAUUGAUCUGUCGUGUUUUUUUUUUAUCCCUUUCUGAUUUCUGAAAUCAACUUCCCAAUGCAAUCAGAAUGAUCCGCCAGUAAUUUUCACAUCAUACACUUCCUCGCAAAUUGUACAUGUCAAAUGCUAAGAAAUUCUUAAAGUGUCGUAUAUAAAAACAGCUAAAGCUCAAUUCAGAACCACAGUGCAUUUGGGAAAAACAGAGAUACGGACCAACGCAUUCGUUUCUAUCAAUCAACUUCUAAAUGCGCAACAAUUAUCUAUCUGAAUGGAUUCAGGCUCUAGCUUAGCAACCGCAACAAAUACAGGAAUUAAGAAGAUAAAAGAGAAAAGUGGAUUAAAAUUUACCAAGAAGGUUUGGUGUCCCAAACUGAAUCGUACUCGAGUGAAAGGUAGUUGAGAUAUCCGUCCAUGUCUUCCACCACGCCUUCCUCAUCCAGG